GGAAGAACGUCCCGGCUCGUCUCUCAGCAAUGCCUCUCGCUCCUCCAAGAUUCCAGUGUUCACUCGUUCACACUCCCUCCGCGUCAAGUCGUCUUCCGGCGCGGCACACUCACAGGAGGGCGCCAAGGCCUCGUCCAAGGCUGGGGUGAAGGGACGCGCCGAUGCCAGGCCGGGUUCGAGAGCAUCUCCUUCUGUAGGAAAAGGCCUUGUCAGGUCCGCCAGUUUUGUCUCCUCCCGGGGCAUGAAGGGCGUCUCCUCCCCCCUUCCCUCUCCUCCACACACCCCCCUUCCCACCACCCCGCCUCCAGGCACUCCCUCACCCCAGAGACGCCCCGCAGAGCCUCCUACUCCGCGAACCACGCCAAGAGACCCUCCGGCAGCGCCACCGACAGGAAGUCUCAUUCGUAUGCUGGCAUGGGCGGCUCCUGGUACCACCACCACAGCCCCUCCUCCUACUUCCACAACCACGGCCUCCUCAACCACCACCACGUCAGCAGAAGACCCAACUUCCUGCCGGUAUCUGCAGCCUCCUCGUCAUCCCAGUUCAGUUCCCUGCCCACCACCCCGGCCUCACAACCCGAGACGCCAUCCAGAUCCCCAGACUCCAACGAGCCCGACGACGCUGAUUCCGUUAAGAGCUUCGGGUCUGUGUCUUCCGCUGUGAGCUGCGACGCGGCCCUCACGCACCACCACCGCGGCCAGGCGUGUGGGGGGCCCGGCGGCGCUUCCAAGGGCGGCAGGAGUUUCAAGUAUGUCCUGCACUGCCGCCACAACCACGAUCAUGAUCCUGAGCAGUACCUGACGCCGACGCAGAGGGCGGCACGCAGGAUCCGGGAACUGAAGUCCCAGUUGUCAGAGGCGCGGCGGGAAGUGCAGCAGAGAGACACAGAAAUCGCUCGACUCACACGAGAACUUGUCGAACUAAGGCUGCUGAAGGCACGGAAUCCACAUUGGGAGGACGAGGAAGAUGAGGCGGAAGGCGAAGAUGGAAGAAGAGAAGAUAAGGUUGACGGCAAAAAUGAAGGCGUGGUGGUACCCCCGCCGGCCUCCCGCACCCACGCUGAUGGCAACGCCCGCGCCACGUCCAAGACCUCCUCCACGCCCUCAGAGGGGAGCGAGCCGGAGCUGAGGAGACUGAUGGAGAACGUGAGCUCCGGUGCUCCAGACUCCACCGUCCCACAGGAGCCUCCUACAGCAUCCCCAGCUGGUGGCUCAGUGGCAGAGACAAGGGCAGACUCUGUUGACCUAACACGCUCCUCUCUGGCUGACUCGGGCCACUAUGAUGACCUGACCUCACCCAGCCUCUCCUCCAGGGACCCACUGGAAACAAGCCGAGGGUCAUUGCGAGGCCACCACACAGAGGAGGAAGAAGAGGUGGGGGCUGAGGAGGAGGAGAAGGAUGACAGGGAGGGAGUGCUGCAGGAGGUGGUGGUGGAGGGCAGCAGUGGGGAGCCAGUGGAUCCAUGGGCGGCACUGGAGGAAGCAGAGGCACGCAUCAGGGAGGAGUACCAGCGGCGAGAGGAGCUGCUGAAGAGAAACCACAUGGAGGACUACAAUGAGCUGAAAGAGAAGUACAAUGACAGGGUGGAGGUGCUGCUGUCCAAGCUGAGUGAUGCCAACCUCAAGUACUUUGAACUGCGGCCUCUGUAUGACCAAAGCCAGGAGCGUGUGAGGGAGCUGGAGCGUGACGUGAUGCGGCUCAAGGAGGAGCUCACCGAGGCCGAGCUGCGUCACCAGAAGAUGUACCUGCAGAUGUUCCUAAAGGGACAGCAGGCGGCCAGAAUACAGGCAGAGGAUGACUUGGAUGGUGGAGAGGAAGGCCUGCCAUCUUCCUUGACCUCAAGUGGACCAAUGAUGGAGUUGAUGAGGCAGCUGACCCGCACUGAGGAGGAACUCGAGAAGGUCAAGGGUGAGGAGAGCAUCCAAACCCAGCGUGGUCGACAUUCAUUUCAGGGCACUGCACCCCUCUCCUCCCUUCCCUCCUUCCCCUCUCCUCCACCCUCCCCACUUUCCUCCCCUGGGGUGUGGGUCCUGAGGGCUGUGUCGUCCUCCCUUGGUGGUUCGGGUGCAGCUCUUGUGGGCAGCAGGGAAGCCAUCGCUUUGUACUGGCAAAGCCGCAUUCAGGCUCUCUACCACCGUGAGAUCAACUGUCGGAACAACAACAAUAACAGCACUGGAGGCCGCCGUAAUGGGGAGCUGGACCCAGAGGUGACACUGCAGUUCCUCAAGUCUGCCAUCUAUUAUUUCUUUACUGACCGAGAUAAUGCUAAAGGUCACCUGCGUGCUAUUGAGAGCAUCCUGGGCUACAGCGACAGUGAGCGCUACAAUAUAGGAAAGGUUAUAAAGUGAGUGGAGAGAUGAUGUUAAAUCUGUAUUUGUUAAUUUUAUUUUAUUUUUCAUGAGUAUGGAGGUGGUGGUUUAUGUUGCUUAAUGUUAUUUUUAUGAUGGGUGACGUGCCUUGUCAUUCAUUUAUUUAUUUUGUGAUUAGGAUGAUUUAUGGGUUCUAUGAUGUAAGUCAUUAUUUGUACAUAGUUUUUAACUUAUGUUUCCGUGAUUUAUAGUUUAUUUAAUAAGUGAAAGGGUGGGUUUGUAGGGAGUGUAUAUAAGUAGCUUGUAAAGUAGUUCAGUCAAACACUUAUCUACUGUACAAAGUUGGUUGCUAUCUUACAUAUACAACAGAGUUGAUAAACUGCCAAAAGUAAACUACUAAAAAAUGUAUUCUUGUAUUAAGGAUUACUUAAUAUAACAAUGAGAAAUUUAAUACUUAAAUGUAUAAUUUGAAGUAGGGAAAAAUGUACAGAUUUUCAUCUAAAACUAGAUAUGCUGUUGCUGGUCCUGGCAAAACAUUACUGGGGAAGGGAAACUUUUGUAUAUUCCUUUGAGUACACCUGUAUGUAUAGAGAUAUGCUGCCGUGACUCGUGUGCAUUAUCCUCACACUGUAUGUGUAUCUCUGCAAAUUUUAAGUGGUGUAUAUGUAUUUAUACAUAGCAUACAUACAUACAUGUGUCCACUUGGGAUGUGAAAACCAGAUGUGCAGUGUGAGUGAUAAGGGGCUGUUUACAUACAUUAUAUACUACAAAUAUUAUAAAUGGCUUGAGAGAGAGCAUUAUUUAUUAGCCUGUGAUAUAUAUAAAAGAUUCUGUGAAUGUUUAGGUGCCACUCUCUGAGCUAAGAGAAAGGAUGCAUGUAUGUUGUGCCAGUGUUGCUCUGAGGCACAGGGAAGAGGAGGAGGAUUCCGAGUUUCUGUGACUGACUAGGUUGAAGUAGUUUGAAAAAUAUUUAUACAGUCACUCAUAGUCGUCUGUCCAAAAGCUUGUAUACUAUGAACUAUUUUUGUAGACUUUUGGGGAGAGUUGUGGAGAUGUUACUAUUGCAUGUAAAUUUAAGGCACACAUUGUAUAUUCAAUCACAACAUUGUUUUUGUUUUCUUGUUGUAGUUUUCAGUGUUGUUGAAGCUUCCUUAAUUGCUGUCUUGUGUAGAUGUUUCCUGUUUGUGUUGGGCACAUGUUUUGCACAUGUGCAAGGGGUGGUGGAUGUUUGCAUUGGAAUGCACAUCAUUUUUGUCACUGUUCAUUUGGUUGUGUUGUUAAGUCAUACAUGAGUCACUUUGUGUAGUAUUCAUAUACAGCAUCUACACUCUUAUGGUUGUUGAGAACUGCUUUAAGAAGUUGAUAUAUGUAAAUACAUACUGUAUUAUUACAUAAUUAUUUUUAUUAUCAUACUUCAGCCAUUGCAUCUUAAGCACUUUCCCAUAGUGUAAUGAUUUGUUGAUUUAUGGCAAAUGAUUGAAAAUGAAUUAAGUAUGCAUUUCUUUUCUGUGAUUGUCAUUGUUUAGUUAGUUAUGUUAGUGUGUAUUAAUAUGUUUCCACUUGUAUUUUUGUUAAAUAGAUGUUUGGGGCAAACUGACUUUGUAGAUGCUCUUAAGACCUAGCAAGGACUGCAUAUGCACUUUUCCUGUUCAUUAUUUCUUAUUAAAGUUCGAUGUGGAGGAAAAGGACAAGAUCCUUGUAAAAGCCUUGGUUUCAUGAAGUGGUAAUGUUGAAGACUGGCUGGCACUAUCCUGUUUUGCUAUGCAAUCUCUGUGGUUGUUGUUGUAGCCCAUUUGCUGUUUUGCUGUGAAAGUACAUAAUUUAUGUACUCAGAACUAAGGUGCUCUGCCUCUGCAUCGAAAUAUCUUUAUAUAGAAGCUUUUUAGUCUGUUAGAAGAAAGGAUAAACUGUCUUUCCACCAGGCCUCUCAAUAGUGUGCUCCAUAAUGAAUGCUUCAGGCCUAGCUUAGGAUGAAGAUUACAAACGUCUCACACAAUUUACUUAUGCGUAUAAUGUUUUUACACCACAUAAUUAGGAAAGAAAAUCUUUAUUGUGUAUUGUGUGUAACUUGUAUGCUUAUGAGCCUUAGUAUACUGAAAGAACUGAUUACUUGAGGCAUACAAAGGAAGACCUGACAGUGGAGCAACAAGCAAGUUUACACAUGUGUAUCUUUCCACAAGUAAAUGGUGGAUGAAAGCAAGAGUUUAAAAGAGUAAGGUGCAGCCCUACUAUACCAUGUGCUGUGUGAUGUUUUGAUUAUACCACUCCCUCCAUCCUUUUCUCCCUCCCUUCUUUCCCUUAUGGAGGUACCAAUCCUUUACUGUAUAUUAUCCUAUUUAUAUCUUGAUAGAGGAUAACUAGAGCUAAGAUUGUCAUAGUCAAUGUCUUACAUGCCAAAGAUUACCAUGACAUUAAGGACUCCCUGCAUAAUGGAAAAUAUUGAGAAGAGAAGAUUGAUGCAUUACACUCUCCUUUUACUUAAUUUGCCACUGCUUGAUGAUAUUUUAAAGAUUUAAUUAUGUUAAUAUUGCUUUCUGUAUAGUUGUUUAACUUCACAAGUUUAAUGGAAGUAAUUUUUAUAUGCACUAUGUGGUAAAGCAGCAGAAUUAUGUCAUUUGAAAUUCUUAGCAGAUUAAUAGGAAAUACAAGUCAUGAACUGAAGCCAAAAUAUACAUUACCCAAUAGAUAUAGGAUUACAAAAUGAUGGGUUCAUAGGGAUGUAGACUACUACACAUCUUGUAUAAUUAUUUGAGUGCAAUAAUGAGGCUUUUGUGCUAUGUAUGUACAGUAUAGUAGGUAGUGAUAUUAAAGGUACAAUAAUAGAUGCAGUGGUAAAGGGAUGGUAAGGACUAAAGUUGCACGGGAAUGCAUUCAUACUAGAUAGCAUUUCUUGGCCCAUUAGGCAGACGGAAUGAAAGGUUACUGUUUUCCUAUCAUUAUGUUAAUGUACUGGUCCCAAAGAGUUAUAAUUUUGUAUGUACAGUAUUGUGUAUGUAUAGCCUUGAUCAUAAUACUGUGAGGAACCUGCAUCAUAUAAGAAACUUCACUUGAAACUUGAAAAAUGAUACAUGAAAAUACUACAAAGUUAGACAUUCAUAAACUGAAAGUACAUGCUCAUGAAAUAUUCUUAAUGUUCCAGUUUUGAUUUUUCCCUUUUCUUGACUUAAUUUGUAUAGUUUGAAUAUGUAUGAUUCUGAUUCAGGCAGAGGAAUGGCUUUUUAAAUUAAGUUCUCCAAGAUCAAGUUCUAGAAAGUAUGGGAGCAAUAAUCUUCUUGCCUAUCAAUCAGUAGGUUGAGGUUUAUUCCCCACUCUGAAACAUGAUGAUAUGAGAAAACAAGGGAAGCUGCAGGAAGCCAUCAGGUCUACACUUAAAAUGGUUGCUAAAUUAUUUUACUGAUGAGGAAGCAUUUACUGUCAUCUUUGAGCUAAAGGAAGGGGAAGGUAUAGCUGGUGAUUACAAGUCCAUUACAUAAUCACACACACUUACACAAACACUACACAAACACACACACACACACACCAUUGGACAUAAGUAAAUAUUUGCAUGCCAGGACUUAUGAUGAAAGUGCUUCCCAAAACAUGUAUGUAUAUUAUUUUUAUGCAAAGAUUUAUUGCCUUCUUCAGUCCAACAUAAAGCCAUUGUCAACUUGGAGUUAGUCUCUUUGUGGAAGUCAGCUCUCUCUCUCUCUCUCUCUCUCUCUCUCUCUCUCUCUCUCUCAUAAUUUCACCCAUAACUUGUCAUAUAUUGUCAUAUGUUAUAAGAAGGUAGGACUGGUUUUAGAAAUGAAUGAAAAAAAUUCAGAUUAA
Messenger RNA from Scylla paramamosain (green mud crab), 6117 nucleotides. RefSeq names its product protein quick-to-court-like (gene qtc). NCBI's taxonomy places the organism in Eukaryota, Metazoa, Arthropoda, Malacostraca, Decapoda, Portunidae. Bases 415 to 2349 code for a protein of 644 amino acids. The record is from RefSeq and is a predicted model, not a curated record. The transcript has 12 exons.